Molecule: messenger RNA, 1214 nt
Organism: Erythranthe guttata (spotted monkey flower)
Lineage: Eukaryota; Viridiplantae; Streptophyta; Magnoliopsida; Lamiales; Phrymaceae
Gene: MUB6
Product: membrane-anchored ubiquitin-fold protein 6 precursor
Molecular function (GO): protein binding
Source: RefSeq, a predicted model, not a curated record
CCUCGUUCAGUCAUAAUAAAUUAAUUAUUCAUUUAUUACCACCACCCCCACCCCUUUCAGUUUGUCAAAACCCCUUCUGUAAUAAACUACCAACCUUAAUAAUCUCUGCCCGAAUCUUCAAAAUCCAAAAAAAAUCCCAUCAAAGUUGAAAUCUUUGCCACUUUUGAUCUGGGUUCUUGGAGAUAUUUGCAGCUGACAAAAAAAAUUCCCUUUUUUCGAUUUGGAUGUUGGUUUAAUUGAAGUGGGGUGUUUCUUGAUUUCUCAAUCACCGGUCAAAUGAUGUUUUUUUUUCUAGGUUCUUGAUCUGGGAUCUUUAUGUAUAUAUGGUCUUACUUACUGAAUUUUUAAGGUGACUUUUUCGAAGUUUUUUUCGUGGUUUUGAUUUGUGGGGUUUUUCAAGAAUUGUGAGGUGUUAUAAUUUAUAAAUAAGUCGAUAUAUACGAAUAUCGAGAAUUGUUGGAUAUGGCUACGGAUGAAUUGGUUGAGCUGAAAUUCAGGCUUGCAGAUGGUAGUGAUAUUGGACCAAGCAAGUAUAAUUCUAGUGCAACUGUUUCUUCUCUUAAGGAAAAAAUUAUUGCACAAUGGCCCAAAGAGAAAGAAAAUGGGCCUAAAUCGAUAAACGAUAUAAAAUUGAUAAAUGCUGGAAGGAUUCUUGAAAAUAACAAAACAGUGGCUGAAUCGAGACUCCCUCUCAGUGAAAUUCCUGGAGGUGUUAUCACAAUGCUUGUCGUUGUUCGUCCUCCGGUUCCCGACAAAAAUAGCGAUAAAUUGCAGGAUAAUUCCAAGACGAAAGGGGGAUGCUGUUGCUCCAUCUUAUAGCAUAUUCCGACAGUAAUCUACUGCUUCGAAAAAAUUCUUUUUUUUUUUUCUUUUUCUGCUUCGCCGUAUGUUAGCAAUGCACGUGGUGGAUUGCAUAUACAAGAUUCAUUGUUUUGUUCUUGUGGGGUGAUAUGAUUGUGGAUGAAUUCAUCGAAAGUCAAAAUCGAGAAGAGCGUUCGAUGUCCAAAUCAAGGAGCAAAGAACGAGAAGAAAAAAAAAUCGAAUGGAUAGUGCUGCGCAUGUGAAGGAAUCCCGUUUGUUUUUACAGUAAUUAUGUGUGUGAAUCUUUUAAGGUGUAUUGUUGUGUAUGUAUAAUGUUUGUAUGAUGAAAUUUGGUGUAAGUUUGUUUACAUUACAUACAGAUUGGAAAUCUUUUAAUGCAUUCAUUCUAGUGA